Mercenaria mercenaria is the source of this 1519-nucleotide messenger RNA. RefSeq lists its product as uncharacterized. The record is from RefSeq and is a predicted model, not a curated record. Lineage: Eukaryota; Metazoa; Mollusca; Bivalvia; Venerida; Veneridae. Bases 74 to 1519 code for a protein of 481 amino acids. The transcript has 5 exons.
AAACUAAGUAAUUUUGUUGAUUGUUUCGUUUUUCUUAGAUGUUGAUAAACAUAAAGUGGUUAUUGAUGGACAAAUGGCGAAGAGUUCAAAUAUCAAUACUUGUCCAUUACAAGACAACAGAGGAAGUCCAAAUGAAAAAAAAGAAGGCGGCAAGAAAGUAGAAGAACAGCCAGCAGAUAGCAGAUCACUUACAGCAUUGAAGUCAGAAAUUACAGAAAAGCAUCAAGACUUCAGUAGGAAAGAUAAUGUUGACAAUGCAGCAUCUAUUGGAAAGUUAGUGGAAUGCAAUGAACAUAAAGCUGAUGAUAAGGAUAAAGAUGACUUGAAAGAUAAAAAAGAAAAUAUGCAACCCACAGAUCUGGUCUCAGUUACACAUGAGGGUAGUAUUCAGAAAACUGCAGAAGAUAAAGGAGGUACCAAGCAUGAUGAUAGUGCAGGCCAUGAAAACGGUUCAAAAGAUUCUAAAACUUCUGGGAAACCAAAGGUUGAAGCUGCAUCUGCAGAUACAUGUGUCAACAAAGUAGAGCCAAGUGAUGAAAGUAUUGAAAAAGAUGAUGAUUAUCCCAGGCACUUUAAAAACAACUUGUCUGAUGUUGAGGAGAAAACAGAAGAACAUUUAGGAGAAGAAUCACAACGAACAGAUGAUGAUACCCAACCUGAAUCAGGCUCACCAUUAUCAAGAUCCAGUAGUAUUGAAAAUAUUGCAGAGGAAGAUCAGGGAGAAAAUGUUGAUGAAUCGUAUUGCUCAGUACAGUUUGAAAUGAAAAGCUACACACUUUCGCAAAAUGAUUGCAGAAAGGAGUUGAAAUAUGACACAGAAUCAGAUAAACAGAAUGGCAAAGCACUCACGGAUGUUUUUAAUAAAGCUAAAACACAGGACAUUGAAGAUGAAGAUGAAAAUAGGCAAGACACACACAGAUUCAAUAAUAAAGAAUCUGGAAAGUCUGAACCAAUUGAAGAUUCUUCAGUCCCAUACAGAUACACUCUCAGAGAAGUUGACAAUGAAUAUGUUCUUCUUGUCAAUAAUACUAUACCAGUUAAAGUUCCUGAGCUAAAUGGAAAGUCCAAUGUUUCUGUCAAAGAAGACUUUAUUCGCAUAAAUGGUAAAUUAGAAUAUUUAAUCAAAAAUGAAGGUGGAAAAAUCAUUUUAACAAAGCUAGAAGAGGCCCAGGUAGGAGAUGUUAGUAAGGAGAUCCAAAAACUCAGUCCUUCCCCUGUUGCCAGACAUGAUCAUGGUGAGGAAGAAAUUACAUCAGAUAGUAAAGUAAGAACCGCCAUGGCUACAAAAAUAAGAGCAUCUACUCCACAGAUGGAUGAAUUGAUGAAAACUGAAGAUGAUGAAAAAAGCCAAACUGAUAAAUGCAGUCAACCAGUUGCUAGCAUUAAUACUGACGACUCACACAACAUUUCAGUUGAAGGGGAAGAAAAGGAUUUGGAAAUGGUGACCAACUUGAUGAGAGGGGUUAAAAUUGAAGGUUUGUCUGAAAAUGCUUUGUUUCUCAAAAAGAUAAUAACUUAG